Messenger RNA from Helianthus annuus (common sunflower), 2143 nucleotides. Its product is annotated as RNA polymerase sigma factor sigF, chloroplastic. The record is from RefSeq and is a predicted model, not a curated record. The coding region runs from base 138 to 1838 and encodes 566 amino acids. Gene Ontology annotation, biological process: regulation of DNA-templated transcription; DNA-templated transcription initiation. Gene Ontology annotation, molecular function: DNA-binding transcription factor activity. Lineage: Eukaryota; Viridiplantae; Streptophyta; Magnoliopsida; Asterales; Asteraceae. The transcript is spliced from 8 exons.
UAUCCUCUCAGAAAGAUAAACCCCUUGUGUAUGGAUUCAGAGCCAGAGAAAACCCCCCUCUUCUCCACUGAAAGUUUCCAUCUUUGAUUGUUUUUCUUCAUUACUUUCAUCAUCCAGUGGUACAUUGAUGCUUGUUAAUGGAGGCAGCUGCAAGCAAAUUGCUUUCUUCAUCUUUAUCUUUGCCCCCAAGAACUCAACUUAAGCAAUCUCCCCAUCCUCCUUCAGCUCUAAAGUUAUAUGAGCCAACGGCUCCUGCACAUUCUUCUAUGCUUGCGACGUCUUUAGCUCAACAUUUCCCUACUUCUGUGCUAAUUCAAGAACAACGUCCCGAAAGCAGGCCGUUAUUGCAGACAAUAAAAGAUGACAAAACAUCGCAGGCGAUAAUAGAUAGCAGGCAGUUAGGAGCAUGUGAAGUGGACGCUAUAAGUUCCGAUCGAUACCUUAAAGAAUUCCAAUCCCAACUGCUACAGUGGCCUGGUUUAUGGUUACCUUCCUCGGAGAAAAGAGAAAACACACUUUCCUCUUCGGUCACGCAGCCUGUUCCAAACGGGACUGAAACAAAUAUAAAUAUCGAAAUGGAGAAAGUAAUUGCUCUUGCUAAACAGGCUCUAUCAGCUUCGAAAGAAGCAGCUUCACUAGUGGAUAAUGACGAAUCAUUUAAGGUUGACGUUGAUAACUCUAAAGUCAACUCCACUUUGAGCUUAGGAUCUACAAGUUCAGCUGAACUACAAACCAAAAAGGUCAAAUUUGUAAAGUCAACACGUCUCCUAGAAAGACAAUCUAAGAGACGGAAAGGGUCAAAGUCAAACGUUAUUGUUCGUGAGAGUACCUCUUCUACGAAAACAGAUCUGCCCGAGAAGAAAACAUCGUAUAAAGAUGCGAAUCUACACGAUCCUCUUAGAACGUUCUUAGCACGUCCAGUAACAAGAGAGCUUUUGAAUUCGAAAGAAGAACUUGAACUCAUUGCCCAUAUAAAGUGUGGGAUGAAGUUAGAAGAAGUCAGGUGUCGGUUACAUACUCAAUAUGGUCGUGAACCAACACUGGUCGAAUGGGCUGAAGCUGCGAGUCUUAAUUGCCAAGAUUUGAAAAGUCAAGUUCACCUUGGUAAUAGUAGCCGGGAGAAACUAAUAUGUGCGAAUUUACGUAUGGUUGUUUAUAUAGCAAAGCAGUAUAGGGGACGUGGACUUGACCUUCAGGACCUUUUACAGGAGGGGAGUAUGGGCCUCAUGCGGAGUGUACAAAAGUUUAAACCUCAAGCUGGUUGUCGAUUUGCUACAUACGCUUAUUGGUGGAUACGACAGUCAAUCAGACGAGCGAUAUUUCAAAAUUCCAAACUUAUCCGUUUGCCAGAGGGUGUAUAUACUAUGAUGUACAAGGUUAGUGAAGCAAAGAGAUUGAUCAUACGCGAAGGAAAUCACGAGCCGACACAAAAACAAAUUGCGGAUCAAGCUGGAAUGACUGUCGAGAAGCUGCAAAAGUUGAAGUCGAUACAAAAGAUAACACUGUCUUUGCAAAAACCCAUUUGGGCCAACGAUAGUACUACAUAUGAGGAAAUCACUCCGGAUACUACAAUGGAUAGUCCGGAUGAUUGUGCAUCGAAGCAACUAAUGAGGAACCAUAUCAACAACCUUCUUGGGGUUCUGAAUCAGAAAGAACGGAAAGUAAUAAGAUUGCGGUAUGGAAUAGGAUGUGAGGUCCGGAAAUCGUUAGCUGAUAUAGGAAUCAUGAUGGGGGUGACAAAAGAACGGAUUAGACAAGUGGAAAGCCGGGCUUUGUUUAAACUGAAGCAGUAUUCUGAAAGCCAAGGACUUGACGCUUAUAAGGAUUUGCUGAUUUGAUCUUUUGUAUCCUACAGAUAGUUAAACCAUAUAUGCUUUUGAUCCAAUACCAACAAAGGAAUUGUACUUGAAUGUAAGUUGUUCAGCGGCGAAUUGAACUUCAAGGUACGAAUCUUCAAUCGCACCAGAAAACGAACCCUUUUGAAUGUAUGUAACCGAACUUUUCAUACUUUUGUGUAACAAGAAGUUGGUCUUGGUUGAAUCAAACUCUUCCUCUCCAUGAAUAUAAUGUUUGAUUAGUAUGUUGUUAUUUUGUAUAAUUUACAAUCUUGAUAUUUAAUUAUUUAUAGAUCAUGGAUAAUUCA